GCCUCCAGCAGCCCCUGCUCACUCCGCCCUGUUCUCUCCCUCUGUCCCUCCGACCCACUGCCCUCGGCCCCGGCUGCCCCUGCACCAUGGGGCCUGCCCCAGGAAUCAGCCUGCUGCUGCUGAUGACCAGCAUCCCCCUGGCCCUGGGGAAUCCCAUGUACUCCAUGAUCACCCCCAACAUCCUGCGCCUGGAGAACGAGGAGGUGGUGCUGCUCGAGGCCCAUGAUGUGCAACAGGACAUUCGCGUCACCGUCACCAUCUACGACUUCCCCGCCAAGAGGCAAGUGCUGGCCAGCGAGAGCACCGACCUGACCGGCGCCAACGGGCACCUCGGCACCGUCACCAUCAAGAUCCCGGCCAGCAAGGAGUUAAGAUCCGAGAAGGGGCACAAGUUCGUGACCGUGCAGGCGGCCUUCGGGAACACCCAGGUGGAGAAGGUGGUGCUGGUCAGCCUCCAGAGCGGGUACCUCUUCAUCCAGACGGACAAAACCAUCUACACCCCAGGCUCCACCGUCCUCUACCGGCUCUUCACCGUGGACGACAAGCUGCUGCCUGUGGGCCGGACCGUUAUCGUCAGCAUUGAGACCCCCGAGGGCAUUCCCAUCAAGAGGGACUCCCUGUCUUCUCAAAACCAGUUUGGCAUCUUGCCUUUGUCUUGGAACAUCCCAGAGCUGGUUAACUUGGGGCAAUGGAAGAUUCAAGCCCACUACGAAGAUUCUCCCCAGAAGGUAUUCUCCGCGGAGUUUGAGGUGAAGGAAUAUGUGCUGCCCAGCUUCGAGGUCCAAGUGGAGCCCUCAGAGAAAUUCUACUACAUCGAUGACCCAAAGGGCCUGGAGGUCACCAUCAUAGCCAGGUUCUUAUACGGAAAGAAUGUGGACGGAACAGCCUUUGUCAUCUUUGGGGUCCAGGACGGCGAUCAGAAGAUCUCACUGGCCCAGUCCCUCACCCGCGUUGUGAUCGAGGACGGCACUGGGGAGGCCACGCUGAGCAGGGAGGUCCUGCUGGGAGGGGUGCAGCCCUCCCGCGCCGAUGCCCUGGUGGGGAAAUCCUUGUACGUGUCUGUCACCGUCAUCCUGCACUCAGGUAGCGACAUGGUGGAGGCAGAGCGCAGCGGGAUCCCCAUCGUGACCUCCCCCUACCAGAUCCACUUCACCAAGACGCCCAAGUUCUUCAAACCUGCCAUGCCCUUCGACCUCAUGGUAUUUGUGACGAACCCCGACGGCUCCCCGGCCCACCGUGUCCCCGUGGUGACUCAGGGCUCCAACGUGCAGUCCUUAACCCAGAAUGACGGUGUGGCCAAGCUGAGCAUCAACACCCCCAACAGCCGGCAGCCCCUGAGCAUCACCGUACGCACAAACAAGGAGGGCAUCCCUGAGGCGCGACAGGCCGCCAAGACCAUGCAGGCUCAGCCCUACAACACGCUGAGCAACUCCAACAACUACCUGCACCUCUCCGUGCCUCGCGUGGAGCUCAAGCCCGGGGAGACCCUCAACAUCAACUUCCACCUGCGCUCGGACGCCGGCCAGGACGCUAAGAUCCGCUACUACACCUACCUGAUCAUGAACAAAGGCAAGGUGCUGAAGGUGGGGCGGCAGGUGCGGGAGCCCGGCCAGGACCUGGUGGUGCUGCCCUUGACCGUCACCACGGACUUCAUUCCUUCCUUCCGCGUGGUGGCUUAUUACACGCUCGUGGGCGCCAGCGGCAAGCGGGAGGUGGUGGCCGACUCCGUGUGGGUGGACGUCAAGGACUCGUGCAUGGGCACGCUGGUGGUGAAAAGCGGUGGAAAGGAAGACAAACAGCACCUCCCGGGGCAGCAGAUGACCCUCAAGAUCGAGGGUAACAAGGGGGCCCGCGUGGGGCUGGUGGCGGUGGACAAGGGCGUUUUCGUGCUCAAUAAGAAGAACCGGCUGACUCAGAGUAAGAUCUGGGACAUCGUGGAGAAGGCCGACAUUGGCUGCACGCCGGGCAGUGGACAGGACUAUGCCGGCGUCUUCACGGAUGCAGGGCUGGCCCUCAAGACCAACACCGACCUCCAGACUGCCCAGCGGUCAGACCUGGGGUGCCCGAAGCCCCCCACCCGCCGCCGUCGCUCUGUGCAGCUCAUGGAGAAGCGGAUGGACAAAGCCGGGCAGUACCAGAAGGAGCUCCGCAAGUGCUGCGAGGACGGCAUGCGGGACAACCCCAUGAAGUUCUCCUGCCAGAGAAGGGCCCGCUUCAUCCUCCAGGACCAGCCGUGCGUGAAGGCCUUCCUGGACUGCUGCGACUACAUCGUCCGCCUGCGCCAGGAGCGCAGCCGCGACGUGCCCCUGGGGCUGGCCCGCAGUGACCUGGAUGAGGAAAUCAUCCCGGAAGAAGACAUCAUUUCCCGAAGCCAGUUCCCCGAGAGCUGGCUGUGGACCAUCGAGGAAUUCAAAGAGCCAGAGAAAAAUGGAAUCUCCACGAAGAUCAUGAACGUGUUUUUGAAAGACUCCAUCACCACUUGGGAGAUUCUGGCUGUGAGCUUGUCAGACAAGAAAGGGAUCUGUGUGGCCGACCCCUAUGAGGUCACAGUGAUGCAAGACUUCUUCAUUGACCUGCGGCUGCCCUACUCCGUCGUGCGCAAUGAGCAAGUGGAGAUUCGGGCCGUCCUGUACAAUUACCGGGAGAUGGAGGAGCUCAAGGUGAGGGUGGAGUUGCUCUACAAUCCAGCCUUCUGCAGCCUGGCCACUGCCAAGAGGCGCCACCAGCAGACCCUGGUCAUCCCGCCCAAAUCCUCGGUGGCCGUGCCUUAUGUCAUUGUGCCGCUGAAGAUCGGCCUCCAGGAGGUGGAGGUCAAGGCGGCCGUCUACAACCACUUCAUCAGCGAUGGUGUCAAGAAGACCCUGAAGGUCGUGCCGGAAGGAAUCAGAGUCAACAAGACUGUGGCCAUUCGCACACUGGACCCGGAACGCCUAGGCCAAAACGGAGUGCAGCGCGAGGAGGUCCACGCCGCAGACGUCAGCGACCAGGUUCCGGGCACGGAGUCAGAGACCAAGAUCCUUCUGCAGGGGACCCCGGUGGCCCAGCUGGCGGAGGACGCCAUCGACGGCGAGCGGCUGAAGCAUCUCAUCGUGACGCCGUCGGGCUGCGGCGAGCAGAACAUGAUCGGCAUGACGCCCACCGUCAUCGCCGUGCACUACCUGGACCACACCGAGCAGUGGGAGAAGUUCGGCCUGGAGAAGCGCCAGGAGGCCCUGGAGCUCAUCAAGAAGGGGUACACCCAGCAGCUGGCAUUCAGACAGCCCAACUCGGCCUUCGCGGCCUUCCAGAACCGGCCGUCCAGCACGUGGCUGACAGCCUACGUGGUCAAGGUCUUCUCUCUGGCAGCCAACCUCAUCGCCAUCGACUCCCAAGUUCUCUGCGGGGCUGUCAAAUGGCUGAUCCUGGAGAAGCAGAAGCCGGAUGGAGUCUUCCAGGAGGAUGGGCCCGUGAUACACCAAGAGAUGAUUGGUGGCUUCCGGAAUGCCGAGGAGAAAGACAUGUCCCUCACAGCCUUCGUUCUCAUCGCGCUACAAGAGGCUAAAGAUAUUUGCGAGGGACAAGUCAAUAGCCUGCCAGGCAGCAUCAAUAAGGCAAGAGACUUCCUUGAAGCCCACUACAGGAACCUGCGGAGGCCAUAUUCUGUGGCCAUUGCUGGCUAUGCCCUGGCCCUGUUGGACAGGCUGGAGGGCCCCCUCCUUGACAAAUUCCUGAGCACAGCCACAGACAGGAACCGCUGGGAGGAGCCUGGUCAGAAGCUCUACAACGUGGAGGCCACAUCCUACGCCCUCCUGGCCCUGCUGGUGCUCAAAGACUUUGACUUUGUGCCCCCCGUCGCGCGCUGGCUCAACGAACAGAGAUACUACGGGGGUGGCUACGGCUCCACCCAGGCCACCUUCAUGGUGUUCCAAGCCUUGGCCCAAUACCAGAGGGACGUCCCUGAUCACAAGGACCUGAACCUGGAUGUGUCCAUCCACUUGCCCAGCCGCAGCUCUCCGGUCACACACCGCAUCCACUGGGAAUCCGCUAGCCUCCUGCGGUCAGAGGAGACCAAGGAAAAUGAAGAUUUCACCUUAACAGCUAAAGGAAAGGGACAAGGCACUUUGUCGGUGGUGACGGUGUACCACGCCAAGAUCAAAGGCAAAACCACCUGCAAGAAGUUUGACCUCAGGGUUUCCAUACGCCGAGCCCCUGAAACAGUCAAGAAGCCUCAGGAUGCCAAGAGCACCAUGAUCCUUGACAUCUGCACCAGGUACCUGGGAAACCAGGAUGCCACUAUGUCCAUUCUGGACAUAUCCAUGAUGACUGGCUUUGCUCCUGACACUGGUGACCUCGAGCUGCUGAGCAGUGGUGUGGACAGAUACAUCUCUAAGUAUGAGCUGAACAAGGCCUUUUCCAACAAAAACACCCUCAUCAUCUACCUGGACAAGAUCUCGCACAACCUAGAGGACUGUUUGUCCUUCAAAAUUCACCAGUUCUUUAAUGUGGGGCUCAUCCAGCCUGGGGCCGUCAAGGUGUACUCCUAUUACAACCUGGAUGAGUCUUGCACUCGCUUCUACCACCUGGACAAGGAGGAUGGAUUGCUGAGCAAGCUCUGCCACAAUGACAUGUGCCGCUGUGCUGAGGAGAACUGCUUCAUGCAUCAGGUAGAUGAAAAGGUCACCCUGGACGAGCGGUUGGACAAGGCCUGCGAGCCCGGAGUGGACUACGUGUACAAGACCAGGCUGCGGUCGAAGGAGCUGUCGGACGACUUUGACGACUACAUCAUGGUCAUUGAGCAGAUCAUCAAAUCCGGCUCCGACGAGGUGCAGGUGGGACAGGAGCGCAGGUUCAUCAGCCACAUCAAGUGCAGAGAGGCCCUGAAGCUCCAGGAGGGGGCGCACUACCUCAUGUGGGGCGUGUCCUCCGACCUGUGGGGGGAGAAACCCAAUAUCAGCUACAUCAUCGGGAAGGACACCUGGGUGGAGCAGUGGCCAGAGGCCGACGAAUGCCAGGACGAGGAGAACCAGAAGCAGUGCCAGGACCUGGCCAACUUCACCGAGAACAUGGUGGUCUUUGGCUGCCCCAACUGACCCCUACGGUCCCCCCAAUAAAGCUUCAGUGGUAUUGCA
Molecule: messenger RNA, 5108 nt
Organism: Manis javanica (Malayan pangolin)
Lineage: Eukaryota; Metazoa; Chordata; Mammalia; Pholidota; Manidae
Gene: C3
Product: complement C3
Biological process (GO): inflammatory response; complement activation
Cellular component (GO): extracellular region
Molecular function (GO): protein binding; endopeptidase inhibitor activity
Source: RefSeq, a predicted model, not a curated record